This is a messenger RNA of Jatropha curcas, 4340 nucleotides long. The record is from RefSeq and is a predicted model, not a curated record. NCBI's taxonomy places the organism in Eukaryota, Viridiplantae, Streptophyta, Magnoliopsida, Malpighiales, Euphorbiaceae.
GAUUAGAAAUAGAAAAGCUUUCUUCAACUUCUUCUAUUUUCUUCAAUGUGCAUUUGCUAGGGUUUUUGAUUGCCGCUAUCUGAAACAACAGGACUCUCAGUAACCAAUCGAACAUAAUUGUAUAUCUUCUCUGUAUCUUAUAGCGAAUAGUUUCAACGAGAGAGCAAUUUUUAGCUUAAAUGGGAAUCAAGAAAAGAAGCAGUUCUAGUUCUGUUGAGGAAGUAGAGAAUAUGUUGGAUACAGAUACUAAAAAUGUAAUAAUUUGUAAUCCUGCAAAGAAGAAAUUGAAGAAGGGUAAGGAAAAAGAUUUAGAAACAGAACAUGGGGAUUCUCCAGCUGGUGCAAGCCCCUCUGCUGUUCCUAGUAUGAAACUUAUCAUGCAAAAAAGAAAAGAAAGGAGAGAAAUGGAUAAAGAAAGGCGCCGCCUUGCUUUAGAAAAUGAGGAAUCAAAACCUAAAUUAAUGGAAGUAGAUAAGAAAGUUAAUGAAACUGCGUUGCAGACUGUUGCCUCAUCCAGAAGUGGUUUGCCUGAGUUCCAUAUUGAUGUUUUUAAGGACUUAGCCUCCACAGAUGUUUCUGUAAGAGAAGCUGCUGUUGAAAGAUUGGUGAAAGAGUUGAUAGAAGUUCAAAAGGCAUAUGAAAUGGUUGAAAACAAGGAAUUGAUUGAAGGUGGGUUGAAGUUGGAAGCUGAAAAAGACGAUGGGUUGAAUAAUUGUGCGCCUUCUGUUAGAUAUGCUGUGCGUAGGCUUAUACGCGGAGCUUCAUCAUCAAGGGAGUGUGCAAGACAGGGGUUUGCAUUAGGUUUGACUAUGGUGGUUGGUACAAUUCCUAGCAUCAAAGUGGACUCAUUACUUAAACUAAUAGUUGACACUUUAGAAGUUUCUUCAUCAAUGAAGGGUCAGGAAGUAAGGGAUUGUCUGUUAGGUCGGUUAUUUGCAUACGGUGCUAUUGCUCGAUCAGGAAGACUGAGUAAACAGUGGAUGUCUGAUCAAAGGACUCCAUUCAUCAAGGAAUUCAUCAGUGAUCUGCUCUCCCUCGCAUCGAAAAAGCGAUAUUUGCAGGAGCCUGCUGUUUCUAUUAUUUUAGAUCUGGUUGAAAAGUUGCCAACUGAGGCUGUAUUGAAUCAUGUACUUGAGACUCCUAGUCUUCGUGAGUGGUUUGAUGGAGCCAAAGUUAUUGGAAAUCCUGACUCUCUGCUUUUAGCCUUGAAAAUUCGGGAGAAAAUUUCUGUUGAUAGCAUGGCAUUUGGAACUAUUCUGCCAUAUCCAUUUAGCCCUAGCAGACUUUUUUCCUCUGACCACUUGUCCUCACUUGUUAACAGGUUCAAGGAAUCAACAUUCUGUCAACCUCGAGUUCACAGCUUGUGGCCUUGCCUGGUAAAUAUUCUUUUACCUGACACAGUUCUGCAAGCUGAAGAUAUGUUAUCAGCUUCUAAUUCUCUUAAGAAGCAUAAAAGAAGUCGCAAGCCUAGCCCUUCUGAAGAAGAAACUGCAAAGAGUGUCCAGAAUUUUUGUGAGAUUGUCUUUGAGGGAUCACUUCUUCUGUCGUCUCAUGAUCGGAAGCACCUGGCAUUUGAUAUUCUGCUUCUCCUCCUUCCUAGGCUACCUGCAACCUUUGUUCCAGUUGUACUAUCUUACAAACUUGUCCAGUGUGUAAUGGAUAUACUUUCGACUAAAGACUCUUGGCUGUAUAAAGUUGCUCAGCAUUUUCUUAAAGAAUUGUCAGAUUGGGUUGGAAAUGAUGAUGUCAGAAGGGUUGCUGUUAUAGUGGCUUUACAAAAGCAUAGCAAUGGAAAAUUUGAUAACGUAACAAGAACAAAAACAGUUAAAGCUUUGAUGGCAGAGUUCAAAACAGAGGAAGGCUACAUGUUGUUUAUUCAAAAUUUAAUGAACAUGUUUGUGGAUGAAGGUCACACUCCAGAGGAACCUUCAGAUCAGAGCCAGACAACUGAUGACAAUUCAGAGAUAGGUUCAGUAGAGGAUAAGGAUUCAGGUGGUGCAAUGGGAAAUUCUGAUUUUUUGAAAAUUUGGGUGGUGGAGUCCCUUCCAAGUAUUUUGAAAUAUCUGAAACUGGAUCCUGAAGCUAAGUUUCGGGUGCAGAAGGAAAUUUUGAAGUUUCUGGCGGUGCAGGGCCUGUUCUCUGCAUCACUCGGAUCUGAAAUUACGUCCUUUGAAUUGCAGGAGAAAUUUAGGUGGCCAAAAGCAGCUUCAUCAAGUGCUAUUUGCAGGAUGUGUAUUGAGCAGAUCCAGCUUUUGCUGGCAAGUGCUCAGAAGACAGAGGGGUCACGUUCUUUGACAAAUGGUCUUGAGCCUAAUGAUCUUGGAUCUUACUUUGUGCGAUACCUUAGCACGUUACGCAAUAUUCCUUCAGUUUCUCUAUUUCGACCUCUGAGUAACGAGGAUGAAAAGGCAUUUGAAAAAUUGCAAGAAAUGGAAACUAGGCUUUCUAGAGAGGAAAGGAAUUCUGGGCCUAGUGCAGAUGCAAAUAGAUUGCAUGCACUGAGGUACUUACUGAUCCAGUUGCUGCUUCAAGUGCUCCUUCGACCAGGAGAAUUUUCAGAAGCCGUUUCUGAACUUAUUAUCUGUUGCAAGAAAGCUUUUGCAGCUUCUGAUCUCCUUGAUUCCUCAGGAGAAGAUGAAAUGGAUGGUGAUGAAAUUCCUGAGUUAAUGGAUGUUCUUGUAGAUACAUUGCUUUCAUUAUUGCCACAGUCAUCGGCUCCUAUGCGAUCUGCUAUUGAACAGGUUUUCAAGUAUUUCUGUGAUGAUGUGACAAAUGAUGGACUGCUUCGGAUGUUGCGUGUUAUAAAGAAAGAUUUGAAACCAGCUAGACAUCAGGAAGCAGAUAGUGAAGAUGAUGAUGAAGAUUUUCUUGGUAUUGAAGAAGAUGAAGAAAUCGACGAAGCUGAGACAGGUGAAACAGGUGAAGUUGAAGAGCAGACAGAUGACUCUGAAGCGAUAGUUGAAGCUGAGGAAACUGAAGAAGCUGUCAAAGACUCAGCUGAAAAUUCUGAUGAUUCUGAUGGAGGAAUGGAUGACGAUGCAAUGUUCCGAAUGGAUACUUAUCUUGCACAGAUUUUCAAAGAGAAAAAGAAUCAAGCCGGGGGUGAAACUGCUCAGUCCCAGCUUGUCCUGUUCAAACUUCGUGUCCUUUCACUGCUGGAGAUUUACCUGCAUGAAAAUCCAGGUAAUCCUGAAGUUCUGACUGUGUACUCAAACUUGGCUCGUGCACUUGUAAAUCCGCAUACUACAGAAAUCAGCGAGCAACUUGGACAGCGCAUAUGGGGAAUCUUGCAAAAGAAAAUAUUCAAAGCAAAGGACUUUCCUAAGAGUGAAUCCAUCCAACUAUCCACACUUGAUUCUUUGCUGGAAAAGAACUUGAAGUUGGCAUCAAGACCAUUCAAGAAGAAGAAGUCUGCAGCUCCAUCAAAGAAGAAGCAGUUAGCGUCUUGGAAGCGCCAUAAAAUGAUUGUUUCCCUUGCUCAGAAUUCUACAUUUUGGAUUCUGAAAAUCAUUGAUGCAAGAAAUUUUUCUGACUCUGAACUGCAGAGAGUUAUUGAUAUUUUUAAAGGGGUAUUGGUGGAAUAUUUUGACAGUAAGAAGUCUCAAAUAAAAUCUGAGUUUUUGAAAGAAAUAAUUCGGAGGCGACUAUGGAUAGGGCACCAUCUCUUUGGCUUCCUUUUGGAGAAAUGUGGCGGUGCAAAGUCAGAGUUUCGACGAGUUGAUGCGCUUGAUCUAGUGAUGGAAAUAUUAAAGUCAAUGGUUUCUUCUGGUACAGAUGAAAGCAGUCACAAUGAAUCAAAGAAAAUUUUGAAAAGCCAUUUGCAAAAGCUCAGUCAUCUGGUAAAGGAAUUGGUGAUGAAUAUGCCAGAGAACAAGUCAAGGCGGGCUGAGGUGCGGAAAUUUUGUGGCAAGCUCUUCCAGAUCGUGUCAUCCCAUGACAUCACCAAGUCUUUUCUUAAAGAUCUUACUCCUGAGACCCAAGCUGCUUGUGAAUCUCAACUUGGUGAACUAUUUCUCAAUUUGAAGAAGGUUAAUUGAUGACAAUAAGAAUCAUUGUCCUCCAUAAUACAAUAUGAUGCCUGCCCUGUACUUCAAACAUGAAACAGUUAUGGAGAAGAUAAAACCACCAACUUACUAUUGGUAUGAUUAUUUGAAUCUUGUCCCAGCUGCUUCCUUUAUCAUAGUUUUAUGUAUUUCAUUUAUUUUUGAAAAUAUGCAGCAAGUUUUGAUACAUGAAUUGCAGUAUAUGAUUAGUUAAGACCAUGAACAUACGAUUUCUUCAAUUCUGAGUUUGCUCCGUUUUACCUCAGAGAUUAAAAAACUCUGGCAUUUUUAAUUUCC